AGAAAAAUCCGCCGGCAAGCAAAACCUUUCUGUCUCGUCCUUCCGUCUCUCGAAACCCUAGUUGGGGAUUUUUUUUUUUUGUUUUCUGUUUGCAGUUCCCUCCCAGUAGAAACCCUAGAAUCCAUUGUUCUGUACGCCGACGUCUGUCGAAUAUACUUCUUUCUAAGGUGAUUGUCCGCGGGUUGCUUGUAUAUGAUGGGUGAAGUAAGGGAAAACGACGUCUACGAGGACGAGCUUCUCGACUAUGAUGAUGAAGAAGAGAAGGCCACUGUCUCUCUUGGUGUAAAAAUCAAUGGUGAAUCAGCAAAGAAGGGUUAUGUAGGAAUCCACAGCUCCGGAUUUAGAGAUUUUUUGUUGAAACCAGAACUUCUACGGGCUAUAGUUGAUUCUGGAUUUGAGCACCCAUCUGAAGUACAACAUGAGUGCAUACCUCAAGCCAUUUUGGGAAUGGAUGUCAUCUGCCAAGCAAAGUCUGGAAUGGGGAAAACGGCAGUGUUUGUUCUCUCAACCCUUCAACAAAUUGAGCCAAUUUCUGGUCAAGUUGCUGCACUUGUCUUAUGUCAUACUAGAGAACUAGCGUACCAGAUAUGCCAUGAGUUCGAGAGAUUCAGCACUUACUUGCCUGAAAUAAAAGUUGCUGUAUUUUAUGGUGGCGUUCACAUUGGAAAGCACAAGGACAUACUGAAAAAUGAAUGUCCUCAUAUAGUUGUUGGAACACCAGGAAGAAUUCUGGCACUCGCUAGGGAUAAAGAUCUUUCUCUGAGGAAUGUUAGGCACUUCAUUCUCGAUGAAUGUGACAAGAUGCUAGAGUCGCUAGACAUGCGGAGAGAUGUGCAGGAGAUCUUCAAAAUGACUCCACAUGACAAGCAAGUCAUGAUGUUUUCAGCCACACUAAGCAAGGAGAUACGCCCUGUUUGCAAGAAAUUCAUGCAAGAUCCAAUGGAAAUAUAUGUGGAUGAUGAAGCAAAACUAACCCUCCAUGGGCUUGUACAGCACUACAUCAAACUCAGUGAUUUGGAGAAGAACCGUAAAUUAAAUGAUCUUCUGGAUGCUCUGGACUUCAAUCAGGUUGUAAUUUUUGUCAAAAGUGUCAAUAGAGCGGCAGAGCUGAACAAAUUGCUAGUAGAGUGCAACUUCCCAUCUAUCUGCAUUCAUUCUGGAAUGUCACAGGAAGAAAGAUUAACAAGGUACAAGGGCUUCAAGGAAGGACACAAAAGGAUUCUUGUUGCUACUGAUCUGGUUGGCAGGGGAAUUGACAUUGAGCGUGUAAACAUUGUGAUUAACUAUGACAUGCCUGAUUCUGCGGAUACUUACUUGCACAGGGUUGGUAGGGCUGGCAGAUUUGGCACCAAGGGUCUGGCUAUUACCUUUGUCUCUUCAGCUUCCGAUUCAGAUGUUCUUAAUCAGGUUCAAGCAAGAUUUGAAGUGGACAUUAAGGAAUUGCCUGAGCAAAUAGAUACUUCCACAUACAUGCCUUCAUAAGGCAGACAUCCCGAAGAAAGCUCUGUGAAGUCGAAGAUGGAACUUGAAUGAUAUAUUUGACUUACCUUGGUUAAAUACAGCCAUCAUGACAGACUCUGUGGAAGUUUUAUGUGUACCUGCUACCAACUAAUAUUAAAGACUUGUUUGAAUCUUAGGUUAUAUUAGGUUUAUGCACACUGUUUUCCAAGAGUUGGAUUAUGUUUUGACAAUGAUUUUUAUCAUCUUCAUUUGGGAUUACUGUUUUGUUUUAAAUUACUGAGUUUAUAUACAGUUUUUAAAUAUGUAUUGCUCAUCUUGUUAAAUAUUUUCAUCUGCCACUUCAUUGAA
Dendrobium catenatum is the source of this 1809-nucleotide messenger RNA. Its product is annotated as DEAD-box ATP-dependent RNA helicase 56. Bases 193 to 1482 code for a protein of 429 amino acids. Lineage: Eukaryota; Viridiplantae; Streptophyta; Magnoliopsida; Asparagales; Orchidaceae. The record is from RefSeq and is a predicted model, not a curated record. Gene Ontology annotation, molecular function: RNA helicase activity; RNA binding; ATP binding. The transcript is spliced from 13 exons.